AUGGCAAGGACAGCCGCAUCUCGCGCUACGAGCGCAAAGCCUGCUGAGAAGAAGUCCGUCAAGGAAGUCAAAGCCAAUGGCACUGCCCCACGAAAAGUUACAAAGAAGAGUGACGACGCGCCCGCUACCAAUGGUGUAGCUGAGGAGACAAAAUCUGUUGAUGAAAAGACCGAAGCAGUCGAAGCACCAGCUCAAAAGCCUGCUGCACGCGGUCGCGCGAAGAAGACGGAGACUCCUACGGCUGAGCCCAAGGUCGCAACUAAGAAGACAACUAAGCGCAAGAAAGAUGAGGAGAGCGAGCAGGAAGCGGAAGAGGCUCCCGCGCCUGCUGUAAAGAAGGCCAAGGUCAACGGUGCGAAGGUUGCGCCAAAGGCCGCGCCAAAGGCCGCUCCUAAGCCUGCUCCUAAGCCUGCUCCCGAGGCUGCUCCAGAGACCGCACCCGAGGGCGAGCCUGAAGCGUCGCCAGAGCCCACACCCGAAGCUGCCUCCAAGGUCGAGUCCAAGGCCCCAACGCCACAAGCUGAGCCCAAGGCCAAGAUCAACCCCGCCCUUAUCCCGAACCCCAAGGGCCCAAGACGCGCAAAGGGAAAGAAGACCGAAAUCAACGCCAUCCGCUACACUGAGCCGCUCAAGGUUUUCGUAUUCGGUGAGGGUGGUUCUGGUGAACUUGGAUUCGGGGCCACGAAAAAGGCCAUUGAUGUCAAGCGACCACGCUACAAUGAAGCCCUGACGAACAUGAACGUCGUUAGGAUCGCUACUGGCGGUAUGCACGUUGUUGCGCUGACAAAGGACAACAAGAUCCUGACAUGGGGCGUAAACGACAACGGUGCGCUUGGGCGUGACACAUCCAACGCCAACGUCAAGAUGCGCGACGUCGGCGCAGACGAUUCUGACUCCGAUUCAGAAGACGAGACUGGUGGUCUGAAUGACGAGGAGGCCACACCGAAGCCUGUUCCAGCAGAGUUUUUCCCCGAAGAUACAACCUUCGUCGACGUUGCUGCUGGCGACAGCUGCUCCUUUGCGCUGACAACUGAGGGAGCUGUUUACGGAUGGGGCACUUUCCGCAAAAACGAAGGUAUUCUUGGUUUCGAGCGUGGCAACCACACUGCGCCGCGUCCUGUCUACCUGGAUACCGUCAAGAAGGUUACACAGAUUGUUUGCGGUACUAAUCAUGUCUACGUACUGGACAAGGACCGACACGUGUAUGCUUGGGGCAACGGUCAGCAGAAUCAGCUCGGUCGCCGCGUGACUGAGCGCAAUUUGCACCAAGCUCUGCAACCCAACAGGAUCGGCUUUCACGAUACUUCGAUCAAGAAGCACAGUCAGAGAAUAGCGUCCAUUGCAUCUGGUGACUACCACGGUCUCGCAAUAGCAGAAGAUGGUCACAUUUGGGCCUGGGGUGCGAAUAAUUAUUGUGAAACGGGCUAUACCGAUAACGCUGGUGCAGAGGAUGCCAGCGUUCUUCAGCCCAAGAUCAUACACAGCCUGGAAGGAAAGUCGGUGGAGUCACUGGCUGCAGGUGCUCACCACAACCUUGCCAUCACCAAGGAUGGGCAGGUGCUUGUGUGGGGUCGCUGCGACGGCGCGCAGACCGGUCUGCCUCAGUCUGAGCUCGAUGCUGAGACAGAUGAGGAUAAGGUGUUGAAGAACAAUGGCAAGGCCAAGAUUGUUGUCCAGCCCACGCCUCUUCCCAACCUCAAGAACGUUGUCACUGGUGCAUGCGGUCCUGAUCACAGCAUCGUCAUUGACAAGGACGGCAAGGCCUACUCAUGGGGCUUCUCGGCCAACUAUCAGACCGGCCAGGGCACUGAUGACGACAUUGAGGUGCCAACCAUGAUUGACAAUACUGCUGUUCGCGAGACGAAGCUUACCUGGGCGGGCUGCGGUGGGCAAUACAGCGUCCUUGCUAGUAAAAAGGAGUAA
Bipolaris oryzae ATCC 44560 is the source of this 1923-nucleotide messenger RNA. RefSeq lists its product as uncharacterized. The coding region runs from base 1 to 1923 and encodes 640 amino acids. Gene Ontology annotation, cellular component: cytoplasm. The transcript has 3 exons. The record is from RefSeq and is a predicted model, not a curated record. NCBI's taxonomy places the organism in Eukaryota, Fungi, Ascomycota, Dothideomycetes, Pleosporales, Pleosporaceae. Gene Ontology annotation, molecular function: guanyl-nucleotide exchange factor activity.